GAGUUGCGCCAAUCUCCACUCCGCCACUAGCCAGUGACGUUACUCCCUUGGCAAGCUUUGGGGCAGUUUCGCGCGAACGUUACAUGAAAAGAGUGAUUUAUACUUGUCAGACGACAGCAGCACCUUCAAUCUGCCUGAUCGAUUGCAAUCGAGAUUCUUCAAAUUGGUGCCCCUAGAUCCGGAACGUGGUCCGCUUGACUUAACCAAUCGCUUUCGUUGCCGUCCUAACCGUUUCCGUAAACAAACAUGUCCGUCGAAGCGCAGCCAUCACCCCCAGUAGAGCCUACACCUGAUCCAGCCGCCGCCGCCGAGCCUCAAAUUCCCUGGCUCUCAUUUCCUCCAUUUCCUGAGCCUCCUCCAGGUGUAUCCGUCAUUCCAUUCACAGAAUUCAAACCUUCAGGCUUGUAUAUGAGGAUGGAAGACGAAGAUAGUCCUGAGGUUGAUCCUCUGGGCAUACCUACCGUUACGCUUGGAGUGAAGCAUUCGUUGACCGAGGAAGAACAGGCCAGGAAGAAAAAGAAAAAGAAGACUGUGUAUAGAGCUGGUGGCGUCAUCAAGCGCGUUCUGUGGUUCGAAGAAUGGGAAGAUGGCGAGAACCUUCGACGUUCGGUCGUCAAUCCGUUGGCAUCUCGAGUUGAUCGUCUUCAUCAGGCUUGUCAGGAUUUCAAGAAUCCUGCGAAUAGAACUUGGCCAAGUCCAACGUCUGGUGUUCCUCAACUUUGGGACGCGUUCCGUCUCUACAUAGGCAUCAUCGCCAAGAUCUAUCCUGCCAUGUCUAAGAAGAAACAGGCUCAACUAGCAGAAGACGAGAUGGACGAAGAUGACGAAGGUGAGGACGACGAAGUCAAGGGUGGUGCCAAAUCACACCAGGUAGAGAUGGUCGACAAUCCAGACGAAGUUAGAGAACGCAAUAUUCAGCAGCGGCUGAAGGAAGCCGAAGAAAGGCGGAAGAACUUCGACGAAGCUGCAAAACAACGUUACGAACGAAGAGGUGAACUGAAGGAAGAGAGAAUGGCGUAUUUCUUCGAUGAUCCGGAGCUUGCUAUGAAAGAGUUCUUCUCUGCUCACUAUCGCGACAAAGGCUUAAUUUGGGACAAGCCUCGAUGCAGAGACGGACCUAUUCUCGUCGAGUAUUUCCUCAAGUAUCUACUGCGCUCCAAUGCACUCCCUGAGUACGAAAAAGGUCUCCGUCGAGCCGUCGAAGUUGUCAAAUUGGCCCAGAAAGAACUUCCUUUGACCUUCGUCGUGGGCGAAACCCUUCCAGAUCCUUUCAGCUUAGGAUGCGAGAAGCUCUUCGGUGGCAUGACCGGAGGCAUGUUCACCUGGGGUGAAGAUGAGACUGCGGAAGACAAGGAUACCAAAAAGGACAAACCUGACGAGGAAGAGGCCAAACGCAGCCAACAGGAGCUUGCGGAUUUCGUCGCUAGCAACGCUAAGGCGAGCGUCCAGAUUAUCGACCCAAAUGACCCGAGCUUCGGACUCGGCCAGAAGUUGCAGCAAGAAGCUGUUGCAGAUAACGUCGAUAUCAAUGGCGUCGAGACUGCACCGACGUCUGGCUGGGGUAUCCCUUCUUCAGGAUGGGGUGGUGGUUGGAACGACGCACCUACUGGUAACUCUGGCCCCCCACCUGGAGACUGGGGAUCGGCUGGAGGCUGGGGUGCGCCAGAACCAGAUGACAAUAACGCAGCUAAAGGUUGGUUCCCCGAACGACAGUCAUCUCUCAUCGACCUCCUCGGACCAACGGUCUUCCCUUUCACCCACACAACCGGUAUUAUUGAACGGUCGACUAGACGUAUUCUCAAAGUCGUACGACCACCUCCACCGCAUCCUAUUGCAAAGAAGAAGAGUAAAGGGAAGAGUACAGCUGAGCUUGUUGAAGAAGAAUUAGAGAAUAGACUUGGAUAUAUCGUCCUGGGACCUUGGAAGAAGAUCGGAAACGACGUUCGUUCGGACGUAACUGCCCCCUCUAUUUUGCCUGACUCGAGAGGUCCGACGACCCACGAUGAAUCUGUGGCUUCAACUGAGGCCUCCAGUACCCAUAUUCAUAAUCCGGAGAAAGACGAGAUCAUCAUCUUAAUCGACCCGAAGACCGUUGAGACAGUUCAACCAGCCAUUGGACUUGGUCUACUUGCAACGUGGGUCCAAAUCAAGAAAGGAGGACCUGGUGUCAACGGUGAACCGACGAAAUGGUGGUACAUGGAGCAGUUGAUGGCGUCCAUUCCUAGUUACCACACUGAUCGACAUUAUGAGAAUCAGGCAUAAGUCUUUUUUGUUUCUUGUCGAAAAUUUUCUUGUGUUUCUCAUACUAAGGAUUUCAUUGAAGGCAGUGUAUGAAUAGAUGUAACAUAGUGAAAUGUACCUGGAAAUGAAGUGCUCAUGUCAUCCCCAAUCUAGACAUUCUGCGAGGCAGUGAAUCUU
Molecule: messenger RNA, 2418 nt
Organism: Somion occarium
Lineage: Eukaryota; Fungi; Basidiomycota; Agaricomycetes; Polyporales; Cerrenaceae
Source: the annotation of a GenBank genome assembly